ACAUAUGUCAGAGUCAAGGCCCGCGGGCCACAUCCGGCCCGCGAGAAGGUUUUUUACGGCCCCUGGGAUGAUCUUGAUUUAUUAUUAGAACCGGCCCGCAGCCCGCAGAUCUUUUACACGCACCAAUACUACAUUUCCCACAAUGCAACGGUGACGCACCGAGCAGUAGGCUGCUUCAUUUCAAUAUUUAUUGGCACAGCAGUCGUCAGCAUCACAGUAAAAUUAACUUUCAGAUACCCAUCAAAAAUGGCAAAACGGAAGGUGGACACUGAGAACCGGGGGUUUCAAACAAGGUGGGAGUCGGAGUAUAUGUUCACGGAGGUAGCUGGAAAACCUGUGUGUCUUCUGUGUGGAGAAAGUGUGGCGGUACUGAAAGAGUAUAAUCUGAGACGACAUUAUGAAACGAAACACGCGGACAAAAACAAGAAUAUGGACAUGGAACAAAGGCUACAAAAGGCAGAGGAAUUAAAACGAGGCCUCAAAUCUCGACAGGCUCUGUUCAAAAAAGCCAAAUCACAAGGCCAGGCUGCUGUCAAGGCCAGUUUUAUUUUGGCAGAAGAGAUCGCUAAAUCAGCCCGGCCAUUUACGGAGGGGGAUUUCAUCAAAAACUGCAUGAUUAAAGUUUGUGACGAAGUUUGCCCAGAAAAAAGGCAACUCUUUUUAAAUGUGAGUCUGAGCAGAAACACCAUUGCCGAGAGAGUAGACCAGUUGUCCAUCAAUCUAAAAGAGCAGCUUGUGAAAGAGGGAAAAUAUUUCAUUGCAUAUUCCUUGGCUGUGGAUGAGAGCACCGACAUUUCUGACAUUGCCCAGUUGUCAAUUUUCAUCCGCGGAGUGGACUCCAGCCUAAGCGUGACAGAGGAGUUUUUGGCUUUACGUCCUAUGCAUGGCACAACUACGGGGCAUGAUUUAUAUGAAGAGGUGUCAAGAUGUGUAAAUGAGAUGGAGCUGCCUUGGGAAAAACUCGUGGGUUUGACAACCGACGGAGCACCUGCGAUGUGUGGACACAGGAGCGGACUGGUGGCGAAGAUACGGGAAAAGAUGCAAGAGGAAAACGCGACAGGUGAGCUGACAGCUUAUCAUUGUAUCAUACACCAGGAAGCGUUGUGCGGUAAAGCCUUGAAAAUGGAGCAUGUAAUGAGCAUCAUCACGCGCACAGUUAACUUUAUCAGAGCCAAAGGUUUGAAUCACCGCCAGUUCAAGGCAUUUCUGACGGAGUUAGAAACGGAGCAUGGUGAUUUGCCUUAUCACACAGAGGUGCGAUGGCUAAGCCAGGGAAAGGUGCUUCAAAGAUGUUUCGAGCUUCGUGAGGAGAUUUGUCUGUUCUUGGACAGCAAAGGGAAAGACACAACACAACUCCGAGACGAAAUGUUUCUGUGUGAAAUGGCUUUUCUGUGUGACAUUACGAGUCAUCUGAAUGCAAUGAACUUGCAGCUGCAGGGUCGGGAUCAUGUCAUCUCUGAUAUGUACAGUACAGUGAAGGCAUUUAAAACCAAACUGACUCUGUGGGAGACGCAGAUGCGGAAAGAAAAUUUGAGCCACUUUCCCAGCUGCCAGACCAUGAAAGAGAAGCUCUCUACCAGUGCGUUCCCGAGCGCACAGUUGGCUGAUAAAAUAGGUAUGCUUGCCGCUGACUUUCGACGCCGAUUUGCUGACUUUGAAGCACAAAAAAGCAGGUUGGAACUGCUCGGUAACCCAUUUGCUGUUGACGUGGAAAGCUCACCACCAAACCUCCAAAUGGAGUUGAUUGACCUCCAAUGCAAUGAUGCACUGAGGGCAAAAUAUGCGGCAGUGGGUGCUGCGGAGUUCGCCCGUUUCCUCCCCGACACAAUGCCCCAGCUGCGCAUCCAGGCUGCUCAAACGUUGUCUAUGUUUGGCAGCACAUACCUGUGUGAACAACUGUUUUCUUUGAUGAACCUGAACAAAACAUCACACAGAAGUCGACUUACUGCUGAACACCUCCACUCAAUUCUGAGGAUUUCCUCAGCUCAGAGCCUUACCCCGAACAUUGAUGAACUUGUGGAAAAGAUGGGACACCACCAAGUAUCACCCUCAACCUCAAACAAGUGAACAUUACUGUGCAAUCACAUAUUUAGAGUUUUUACUCAGUUCAAGUUUAAAAGUUAAAGUUUAAUAUUUGUUUUCACUGCAUGUUACUUCUCCUUAAACAAAGUGUUGUUUUUGAUUAAUAGAUUUUUGCACUUUAUUUUAUUGUAUUUCAAUCCAAUUAUAUUUUAAAAAUAUUUCAGUUGAGUGGAUGAUAGAAAAUUGCUAUUAUUGUUUUUUUCUUUGAAGUAAAUUUAGCCCACUUUUGCUAAAAUAGAAAAUAUAGGCUACUGAUGGUGCCUUGAAUACCGGUUUCUUUCAUUUAAUGUUCAUGUUAUGGGGAUUUUUAUAUAAAGGAAAUUUGUCUUUUGUGUCUGUUGAAAAUUAAAGAUUACUGACAGAGCCAUAAGAAAAUAUUGCUUUAUUUAUCUGAUCAUAUUGGAAUAUAUUUGUUAGGUUUUCAGUAGGUUCAAUUAGGUUCACUAGACUAUAUGCGUCAUUUAAAAAUUUUUCAAUGAACAUUCGAACAGUCCGGCCCUCGGCUUGUAGCUAAAUUUUUUAUUUGGCCCUCCGUCCAUUUGACUUUGAC
Messenger RNA from Cottoperca gobio, 2632 nucleotides. Its product is annotated as general transcription factor II-I repeat domain-containing protein 2-like. Lineage: Eukaryota; Metazoa; Chordata; Actinopteri; Perciformes; Bovichtidae. The coding region runs from base 247 to 2067 and encodes 606 amino acids. The record is from RefSeq and is a predicted model, not a curated record. The transcript has a single exon.